UCUUCAACAAACAAGCAUUCCACCCAUUUUGUUGAAUUUUCUAUCGUUUUCAAAUAAUACUUCACAGAGAUGACUUCGAAAAGUGAAAAAGAUCGUGCUAAACAGAUCCAGGAUCGAUGUCAGAACAUAUUAAUGGUGAUGUUAAAGGAUGAGGACAAUAAAUAUUGCGUUGACUGCGAUGCGAAAGGACCAAGAUGGGCGUCGUGGAAUAUAGGCAUAUUUCUGUGCAUCAGGUGUGCGGGUAUUCAUCGGAACCUCGGUGUUCACAUCUCCAAAGUGAAGAGCGUCAAUCUGGACUCAUGGACACCCGAACAAGUGGUAUCUCUACAACAAAUGGGCAACUCUCGCGCAAGGGCCGUGUACGAGGCAAACCUACCAGAUUCGUUCCGGCGGCCUCAGAACGAUUCUUCGCUAGAAGCAUUCAUUCGCGCCAAAUAUGAACAGAAGAAAUACAUUGCCAAGGAAUGGGUGCCACCGCCCACGCCUAAAGUUAACUGGGAUAAAGAGAUAGAUGAAGAAAUGGAACGUCAGAAACGGAAAAAGAAGUCCUCAGGCGUAGGGCCCCUACCUGCGCCUACCACCAGUGACAAGAAAUACAAUAAAUCAGAGGUCAUACCAAGCUUACCAAAACCGAAAUCGUCAGUCAGCCCAAAACUAGGUCGAAGCACGCCCACACUUCAGGCGGACAGCAAACCCUCAAACGGUUCUGCAGACCUCCUCGGUUUAGACACAGCGAAGCCCGAAACUAAACCAGCCAGCGAUGAUAUAUUCUCCAGCUUCUUCUCAGCGCCACAGGAGAAACCAGUGGAACCAAAACCCGAAGAAGUGAAGGCCGAUUUGAAAACAGAAGAGGAGAAUUUCUUCAAACAAGCCGCACCAACGGAGAAGGAAAAGUCUAAAUUAACUAAAGACAGUAUAUUGGCAUUGUACAGUCAAACACCAUCAACUAAUCUAGGUAACCAAUUCAAUCCUGUGCAGCCAGCGCAACAAACGUACCCUUUCGGAGGGUACCCACCCCAAGGGUAUAACAACAUGCCAGCACAAAAUGGUAUGCAAUUUAAUCAAUUCCAACCGAUGGGUAGUCAAUUCCAACAGUUUGGGGCACCGUUACAGCAACCGUUGCAGGGCACGCAGAACUUUGGUCAAAGUAAUCAACUGUUCAAUCAGUCGCAACAGCAAGCACAACAGUUGCCGCAACAAUUCGGCGGUUUAAACUUAGGACAGAGUUUUCCUAACGCGUUCGCGCAGCCCAAUGCGAAUGUAGCUAGUAACACGUGGCAGUAGACUACUUUUGCUUUAUAGUUAAUUUAACAUUAAGGUCUACUCUGGAAACAAAGUCUAAUGGAAUACCAUCAAAUCAAAUCAAAAUAUCUUUAUUUAUUUAUGUCUAUUACAAACUCUUAUGAUAUGUCAAAUCUACCAUCAGUUCGGAAUGCUUUCGAGAUGUGAAGAUCUGACAAGAAACUCAGUUCUUAUUCUUUUCCAAUAUA
This is a messenger RNA of Achroia grisella, 1490 nucleotides long. RefSeq names its product stromal membrane-associated protein 1-like. The record is from RefSeq and is a predicted model, not a curated record. Gene Ontology annotation, molecular function: GTPase activator activity; metal ion binding. The transcript is spliced from 5 exons. Lineage: Eukaryota; Metazoa; Arthropoda; Insecta; Lepidoptera; Pyralidae. Bases 70 to 1284 code for a protein of 404 amino acids.